UCGGUCCCCAGUAAACAGAGAAUCAGACACCCAAACCCACAGCCUUGGCGUCAAUAAAGACGACACCUUUGCCCACCGGGCAAAAUUUCGCCUAUCGUCUUCGUCGAUCUUCCUCUCGCCCUUGAUUAGCCGUCACCAACCGAGGGUCGGUCAAACCACUCUUGUCACUGCCAUCUUCAUCAGGAAUAAGUUUACGCCUGCAGAAGACUACUACCGUGCUCAUUCCUCCUUGUGUUUACUUCUGUGCUUCUUCUAUGACCCUCCCUGUCGGAUCUGUCGGGUUCGGCGGUUGAGGACUAAGAACUGGGGAGAGGGAUGGAAGGGGAGAAGGUGGAUCUGCGGGCGCUGCGCUCGCUGGGCCUCGGCUUCGACCUGACCCACGACUUCCGCCUCCGGUUCGCCAAGGAAUUCCACGGCGGCCGUCUCGUGCAGCUCGAUGAGUCACGCGUCCGGGAUGUAGUGUUCCCUGGGGGGCAGGUCGUUCGCGGUGUCUCCGAGGAUAUCGGAUUGGAUAAGGGCGAUCGGAUUCGGUUCCGCUCGGAUGUGCUCGAGUUCAAUCAGAUGUCCGAAUUACUCAAUCAGAAAUCUUCAGUCCAAGGAAAGGUGCCUUCAGGCUAUUUUAAUGCUCUUUUUGAUCUAACUGGAGCAUGGUUGGAAGAUGCUAAAGAGACAAAAUAUUUUGCUUUUGAUGGAUACUUUAUUUCCUUGUAUAAUUUACAUCUGAAAGCUUCUCCCUUAGUUCUUCGUGAUGAGGUUAAAAGGGUGGUACCUUCAAAGUGGGAUCCUUUAGCCCUCAGUUGGUUUAUGCGGACAUUUGGAACACAUAUAAUUGUAGAAGUAGCUAUAGGAGGUCAGGAUGUAAUUUGUGUUAAACAGAGUCCUUCAUCAACAAUUUCUUCAGCUGAGUUAAAGAUGCAUCUUGAGGAUCUUGGAGAUUUUUUAUUUUCUGAUGGAAGUAGUCCUUCUCCUCAACAUCGGAAAAUCAGAGAAGGCAAGAACAAGGUGUCUGAGGCCUUCACGAAAAUCUUGCAACCUAACACGUUGCAUCUGCCUGUCUAUUCAGAAGCUUCAACCAAGGAAGGACUCACUAUCAUUUGUGCAAAAAGAGGAGGUGAUGUAUACGUGCCAACUCACUCAAAUUGGCUACAGACUGUGCAGAAUAACCCUGACGCAAUCCUCUUCAAGUUUGUUCCCAUCACAUCUCUUCUAACUGGUAUCCCGGGCAGUGGAUAUCUCAGUCAUGCUAUAAAUCUGUAUCUUCGCUACAAACCAGAUCCUGAAGAUUUACAGUAUUUUUUGGAAUUUCAAGUUCCUAAUCAGUGGGCACCAAUGUUCAAUGAAUUAGCUCUUGGACCUCAAAGAAGAAAAGUCUCCUGUCCCAAACUGCAGUUUAGAUUUUUUGGUCCAAAGCUUCAUGUUAAUACUGACCAGGUUGUAAGCAAUCAGAAACCAGUAAUUGGCAUGCGAUUAUACUUGGAGGGCAAUAAGUGCAAUCGAUUGGCCAUACAUUUGCAGCACCUUUCAAGUCUUCCCAGCAUGCUUAGAAACACUGGUUCAUCUUGGAUAUCCGAGUGGCAAGGAUCUCAAGAAUCAGCAGACCCAGGAUAUUUUGAGGCUAUCCAAUGGGAGAACUACUCAGCUAUUUGCACAUUGGCAGUGAAGCAUGAUCCUGUUUGGCUCCAAAGAGUAUCUAAUGGUGUGUUUGUGGUAAUUGGUGCACAACUUGUUACAAGAGGGAAUUGGUCCAAGAAAGUGCUUCAUCUUCGCCUCCAAUAUAUGCACAUUCCAAACUGCACCAUUCGAAAGACAGAAUGGGCUCGUGCUCCUGCAACUUCUCUGAAGGGAAGUUUUCUGACAAAUCUAAGUACAAAAUUUAGCACACCAUUCACGCCAAGGGAUGCAGCGCCGCCUGUAAAGAAUGACCCUGCACAGCUGAAUUCAGGUGUGUAUCCUGAUGGCCCACCUGUGCCAGUGCAAUCAAGAAAGCUCUUAAAGUUUGUAGAUAUGGUUGAGGUUGUCCGCGGCCCUCACAAUGUACCAGGCCAUUGGCUUGUAAUUGCAGCUAAGCUCGCCAAAGAAAAGGGAAAAAUCGCCUUACAUGUAAAGUUUGCUUUGUUGAGUUAUUCAGCUGAACCAGAGAUGAGCAACUAAUGUUCGUAUAGUUCUCUUCCACCCUGUAGAUUUAAGAGUUUUGAUUGCGGGAUCAGGAUUUCUAAGCACUGUUUAUUAUCUUUCAUUAGCAUUAAAAUUGUACAGAUAUAGCAAUAAUUUGCACUGAAUGCUUACAACUCGUGUCAUGUUCAAUCUUUCCCUUUAUUUUA
This is a messenger RNA of Zingiber officinale, 2321 nucleotides long. Its product is annotated as MACPF domain-containing protein At4g24290-like. Gene Ontology annotation, cellular component: plasma membrane. The record is from RefSeq and is a predicted model, not a curated record. The coding region runs from base 316 to 2151 and encodes 611 amino acids. The transcript has 7 exons. Gene Ontology annotation, biological process: regulation of salicylic acid mediated signaling pathway; plant-type hypersensitive response. Lineage: Eukaryota; Viridiplantae; Streptophyta; Magnoliopsida; Zingiberales; Zingiberaceae.